Messenger RNA from Gongylonema pulchrum, 512 nucleotides. Lineage: Eukaryota; Metazoa; Nematoda; Chromadorea; Rhabditida; Gongylonematidae. The record is from the annotation of a GenBank genome assembly.
CAAUUGCGUGAUCGUCCACGCGGUCUUGGUCUACUGCAACUCCCCACUGGAAUGACCGAUGAACGCUCCGGACCAUUUUUUCCGAAUCUGUACAUUGCUGGUGACAAAGCAGGCAGGAAACCGCAAACCAUCCCGGAUAUUCAUUUACCUGGCCAAACAGCACAAUUCAGUGGACGAUCCGCGUUCAAUCCAUUCACACAGGCUGUAUCAGCAGUAUUUACGGAGGAUUUGGCAGAUUCGUGGGGCGUCGGAUUUGGAGUGCACGGUGUGAAUAAUUUUGGUAUAAAUGUGAAGGAUAAUUUCGAAGCGUAUAGUGAGUUGCCAGCUCUGCAGCACGAUGCGUCAUAUCAGCCGUUUAUCACUGGCUUUACUGUGGGAGCUGAGUAUGAUUCCAUCAAAAUCAGGGAAAUUACAGGUGCCCAUGUUGUAAAUCAUUGUUGUUCAACUUUGCCAUUUUGCUUUGCUUCUAUUCGCUCUUUGUUUAGUAUGUCCGAGUUCUCGUUUUCUUGAAU